This is a messenger RNA of Magnolia sinica, 2759 nucleotides long. RefSeq names its product pentatricopeptide repeat-containing protein At2g33680-like. NCBI's taxonomy places the organism in Eukaryota, Viridiplantae, Streptophyta, Magnoliopsida, Magnoliales, Magnoliaceae. Gene Ontology annotation, molecular function: protein binding; RNA binding. The transcript has a single exon. The coding region runs from base 288 to 2606 and encodes 772 amino acids. The record is from RefSeq and is a predicted model, not a curated record. Gene Ontology annotation, biological process: RNA modification.
AAAAGUUCUUGGGUGACAGAAGUUUCGGAUCAAAGCAUGAAUUUGUGUUUUCCCUUGUGACUUAAUCAACAGAUUUGAUAACAAAUAAACAUUAUACCUGAGAUUUGGAUCUACCUCAUUUUUGUGCUCAGGCAGAAAAAUUAUCCGGAAAAAUGGUUGAACGGCAUGGAUGAAACACAUACAGGGUGGGCCCAUAGAGCACCGUCCAUCCGCGUCUGGUUGGGUGAGGCUAGCUAGCUUCCAUGACAGAAGCACAAAUCUGAUAGCACGUUUGUUCCUUGUUCCUCAUGGAAGUUCUAACCUCUAAAGCCUCUCCAUUCUUCCCCUUCUCCAGAAAUCUCCCAACAAAGCCUUCUUUCCAACCAAAUCUCACACCAUUCCCACCUACUCCUUCAAUCACUACCAGAAACAACCUCCUCUUUUCCUACUCCAAAUCCAAUUCCUUGGAUCAGACCCUCAAUCUCUUCCACCACCUUCCCCACCGCGACACUAUCACAUGGAACACCGUCAUAUCUGCAUGCACUCGUCACGCCCGUCCCGACACCGCUCUCCGCCUCUUCGUGAACAUGCUCCUCAUCUCCUGCGAUGGUCAAAGGCCCGACGUUCUCACCUUCCGGUCGGUCCUCAAGGCUUGCCACGAAACCGACCGUCUGCUAUCUGCAUUGCAGAUACAUGGUUACAUGAUCAAGCUCUAUGGACUGUCGUCUCCGGACUUGAUUCUAAACACUGUUCUGGUUGGGCUGUAUUGUGAAUUUGGAUGGAUGGGAAUGGCGCGUGAUGUGUUUGAUAGAAUGCCUGUGAGAGAUGUGGUUGCCUUUGCUGCUUUGAUGGUGGGUUACAAUGAGGCAGGUCGAUAUGAGGAAGCUCUGAGGAUUUUUCAGAAGAUAGUGGAGAGCGGUUGCUUAAUGGUGAAUGAGUUUGUUUUCACUUGUGCUUUACGUGCCUCUGCUGCUCUUUGUUCUCUGUUCGACGGAGAACAGAUCCAUGCGUGGGCUGUGAAAGCAAUGGUUGAAUCAGAUGUGUUUGUGGGGACUGCCCUGAUUGAUAUGUAUUCCAAGUGCAACAGGAUGGAGUGUGCAAAGACUGCGUUUGAGGAGGUUACGGGGCCGAAUGUGGCCUCUUGGAAUGCUUUGAUGGCUGGGAAUUUGGCAGGCGAUGAAGUCAUGCAAACUUUCUCUCGAAUGAGAAUGUCGGAUGCGAGUCCUGAUCACCUGACCUUUGCGACUGUUCUUCGUGCAUGUAAAAAUGUGAGUGUGUGUUCAGUGCAGCAGAUCCAUGGCUUAGUCAUGAAAAAAAUGGGUGCUGAAAUGGAUGUGUUUGUGGGUGGGGCCCUUUUCGAGAGGUACAUGGAUCAUGGUUGUGUUCAUGAUGCUAGAAGAGCAUUUGAUGCAAUCUAUAGCAAAGAUAUCACAGCUUUUAAUCAGGCAAUUCAAGGGUACGUAUGGAAUGGCCAUAGAGCUGAAGCUGUUAGCUUGUUUCAAGAAGCCAUCCGGAUGGGGAGACAACCAAAUGAAGCGACUUUAACAUCACUUCUGAUGAGGAUCGGAGGACUGGAUCAGGGGAAGCAGUUGCAUGGGCUAGCUAUUAAGUUUGGUUUUUGCGGCAGCAGCGACUGUUGUCGUGGUGCAUCCAUUGCUAGCUCACUAGUUACAAUGUAUGCCGAAUUCCAUUGUUUGGAUGAUGCAAUCCGGCUCUUUGACCAGACACAAUUUCCUGAUCUGGUCCUGUGGACGUCGCUAAUUUCUGGUUUUUCUCAGAAUGGAGAAAGCGAAAUGGCGUUGGAACUUUACAUCCUCAUGGUGUCUGAGGGAUUUGUCAGUCCCCCUAACCAUUACACAUUCUCUAGUCUCCUUCAGUCUUGUGCAAAUCUUGCGGCAAUGGAAGAAGGGAAGCAGAUUCAUGCUCAGAUCAUAAAAUCGGGUUUUGAUGUUGAGUUUGAUCUGUUUGUAAGCAGCGGCCUGGUAGAUAUGUAUGCCAAGUGCGGUAAUGUGAUGGAAGUGAGAAGGCUCUUUGAUAAGAUGCCAGAGCGGGACUUAGCCUCAUGGAAUGCCAUGAUCACUGGCCUGGCACAACAUGGAUUCGCUGAGAAGGCCGUAGGAACUUUUCAAGAACUGUUGGAUCUGCCAAACAUUGUACCAAACCAUAUUACUUUCACAGCUGUUCUCUCUGCUUGCAGCCAUGGCGGCCUGGUAGAAGAGGGGUACCAUUACUUCAAGUUGAUAGGUGAACCCACGAUUGACCAUUAUGCCUGUCUGAUUGAUCUGGUUGGGCGUGCGGGGCGGCUGGAAGAAGCAAGAAAUCUCAUACAAGAAAUGCCACUCAACCCAAAUGAACAUAUAUGGUCAUCGUUGCUUGCGGCGAGUGCUGUUCAUGAAAAUGUUGAAAUGGGUGAGUAUGCAGCCAAAAAGCUUAUGCAACUGAAUCCAAAAGAUCCCGGAACUUAUGUUGUGCUUUCAAAUAUCUAUGCUGCUGCUGGAAGAUGGGCAUGUGUAAGAAGGAUUAGGAGGCUGAUGAAAGACCAAGGAGUGAGGAAAAAACCAGGCCUUAGUUGGUUAAGGGUUGAUGGAAGGACCCAUGUUUUCCAUGCAGAGAAAGAAGCUGCAUAAUCUAACAACAGGAAAGAAAGCAAUACGUCAUUUGAAAAGUGUACAUGAUGCAGGAUCUGAACAAGUUCUUUCCAAGGUAAAUAAAUUGACAUGGAAAGGAAUACAAGAUUGAAGAAUCACUAGCAGGUUAUGUGUCCAACAAAUCUAGUAAUU